AUGGCUUUCAUAGUGAAAAACAUACUGAGCAACCAGGUGAAAAAUCUGGGACUUGGUGGUGGGACUGAAGAGAAAAAGGAAGAAAAAGCGGCUCCCACUGAUCCUGCCACAGCUGCUGGGAUGACUCGAGAGGAAUAUGAGGAAUAUCAAAAGCAGUUGAUAGAGGAGAAAAUGGAGAGAGAUGCUGCGUUUACACAAAAAAAGGCAGGCAGAGCCAUUCUGAGGGUUCACUUGAGAGAGAAGUACCGGUUACCCAAGAGUGAAGUAGAUGAAACUCAGAUCCAACUGGGUGGCGAUGAUGUCGACUUGCCAGAAGACCUGCAGAAAAUGGUGGAAGAAGAUCAAGUAGAAGAAGAAGACAAGGAUUCCAUUCUCGGGCAGCUUCAAAGUCUUCAGAAUAUGGACAUAGAUACCCUCAAAGAAAAGGCCCAAGCGACGUUCACAGAAAUGAAGCAGGCGGCUGAAGAGAAAUGUUCUGUGAUGUAA
Molecule: messenger RNA, 486 nt
Organism: Eublepharis macularius
Lineage: Eukaryota; Metazoa; Chordata; Lepidosauria; Squamata; Eublepharidae
Gene: CPLX4
Product: complexin 4
Exons: 3
Coding region: 1-486 (161 amino acids)
Biological process (GO): synaptic vesicle exocytosis; neurotransmitter transport; regulation of neurotransmitter secretion
Cellular component (GO): SNARE complex; terminal bouton
Molecular function (GO): syntaxin binding
Source: RefSeq, a predicted model, not a curated record